This is a messenger RNA of Penicillium olsonii, 1092 nucleotides long. The record is from the annotation of a GenBank genome assembly. Lineage: Eukaryota; Fungi; Ascomycota; Eurotiomycetes; Eurotiales; Aspergillaceae.
AUGUCCGGACUAUUUGAGCCCCUGCGCAUCGGCAAUGUCGAAUUGCAGCACCGAGCCGUCAUGGCCCCUCUCACUCGCAUGCGCUGCGAUGCCGAACAUGUCCCCCUCCCAUUUAUGAAGAAGUACUACGAGCAACGCGCUUCAGUCCCGGGAACAUUGAUCAUUGCCGAAGCCACCCUUAUCUCAGCCACUGAAGCUGGCAUCCCUCAUGGCCCAGGAAUUUGGACCGAGGACCAAAUCCAGGCAUGGAAGCAGAUCACGGACGCCGUUCACGCCAAGGGCAGCUCCAUCUUUUGUCAAUUGAUCGCUCUCGGUCGAGCUGGCAGCCCGGAGCAGUUGAAGAAGCGAGGAAACGGUCUCUUCGCGCCCAGUCCCCUCCAAAUGGAGGAGGGCAUGCAGCUCCCCGAAGAGCUGUGCGAGGAACAGAUCCAAGACAUUAUUGCGGAUUUCGCAACCGCCGCGAAGAACUGUAUCCGGGCCGGAUUUGACGGUGUCGAGGUCCACGGUGCUAAUGGGUACCUGGUCGACCAGUUCACGCAAGAUAUCUCUAACCAGAGACAAGACCAGUGGGGUGGAAGUGUUCCGAACCGCGCCCGGUUUGGUAUCGAGGUGGCUAAGGCAUUGGUGGAUGCUGUUGGAGCCGACAAGGUCGGAUUCAGAGUCAGCCCAUGGAAUACCUGGCAGGGCAUGAAGAUGGCCGACCCAGUUCCUCAGUUCUCAUACCUUGUCGAGCAGCUGAAGGAGCUCAAGCUUGCUUAUCUCCAUGUCGUCGAGUCCCGAGUGAUCAACAACGUGGACUGUGAAAAGACAGAGAGUAUUAAGUUCCUUUUCGAUAUCUGGGGCAAGACUUCACCGGUGCUUGUUGCGGGUGGAUACAACCCCGGCAAUAUCCAAGCUGCACUUGAAGACGAAUACAAGGACAAUGAUGUUGCUGUAGUCUUUGGCCGCUACUUCAUUUCCAACCCCGAUCUUCCCUUCCGGCUGAAGCACCAGAUUCCUCUGACCCGGUAUGACCGGUCUACUUUCUAUGCGGCUAUGUCGGAAGACGGCUAUGCGGGAUAUCCAUUCAGUGAGGAGUUUCUCAAGCAGUAA